CGGUCCCCGGGAGGGCACCUAGUUCUGCAGCGUCAGGGCGGAGGAAGGGGAGGAAGCCGGGACGUAGACCGCGUGGAAGCUGAGCCCCCGCCUCUCCCCCUCGGCAGCCCCGGGGCCACUCUCCCGAGGAGGACGCCAUACUCUGACCCGCCCGGAACCGCUUCAGGAGCGGCCCUUCCUCUGGACUCGCGGCCCCGCUGCGGCAGGCGCGUCCCCGUGGGCCCUGCGCGAGUCCCCGCCGCGCCCGCGCUCGCCGGGGUCAUGGGCGCCGCCGGCUCGUCCCCGCUGGUCCGCCUCCGCCUCCGCCUCCCCGCGCUACUUCGGCCCGGGCUCGGGCUCGCCGCGCUGGGACUGGCCGCGGCGGCGCUGGGGGCCGUCGCCUGGAGCCGCGCGCGGCCCAGGCGGCGGCGGCGGCGCCGGCGGCUGCAGCAGGUGGGCACCGUGUCGCAGCUCUGGAUCUACCCGGUCAAGUCGUGCAAGGGGGUGCCGGUGAGCGAGGCCGAGUGCACCGCCCUGGGGCUGCGCCGCGGGCACCUGCGGGACAGAUUCUGGCUUGUGAUCAACAAGGAGGGGAACAUGGUUACGGCUCGACAGGAACCCCGCCUGGUCCUAAUUUCCCCGACCUGUGAGGGCGACACCCUGACGCUCAGCGCCGCCUACACAGAAGACCUGCAGCUGCCCAUCAAGGCACCCACCACAAAUGCAGUGCACAACUGCAGAGUGCAGGGCCUGCAGAUCCAGGGCAGGGACUGUGGCGAGGCCGCGGCCCAGUGGAUAACGAGCUUCCUGAAGACGCAGCCCUACCGCCUGGUGCAUUUUGAGCCCCACAUGUCACCCAGAAAUUCUCACCAGAUAGAGCACUUGUUCCGGCCCACAGACCAGGUUGCCUACUCCGAUGCCAGCCCGUUCUUGAUCCUUUCGGAGGCGUCGCUGGCGGAUCUGAACUCCCGGCUAGAGAAAAAGGUGAAAGCAGCCAACUUCAGGCCCAAUAUCGUCAUUUCAGGAUGCGAUGCCUACGCGGAGGACUCGUGGGAUGAGAUUCUUAUAGGUGACGUGGAACUGAAGAGGGUGAUGGCUUGUUACAGGUGCGUUUUAACCACAGUGGACCCGGACACCGGCAUCAUGAGCAGGAAGGAGCCGCUGGAGACCCUGAGGAGUUACCGCCUGUGUGACCCUUCUGAGGAAAAGCUAUACGGAAAAUCGCCUUUCUUCGGACAGUAUUUUGUCCUGGAGAACCCAGGGACCAUCCAAGUGGGAGACCCUGUGUACCUGCUCGGCCAGGAAUAGGAACCAUAUGACCUGGAAGAGCCGAAGCCUUUAAAAGACAUGACAUCACAAAUGCCAACCCUGGAAGCGCAGUGUUUUGAAACUGACACUUCGGCACUUUCUUAGAUCUGUGAGCGUCAAGCCUGUGUCUUUUGGACUUUGUGUCUGGGUGCUUCCAGCCUCUCAGUGCCCAAGGCAAAGAAAGAUAGUUUUAACAGCAAUUCAGUAAGUCACUGAGUGUUAAGACAGGAUUCUAAACGUUGCUCGAUGAACUGUGAUUAUGGAAUAAUUCUCUCUCUUUCUCCAGUCACCUACCUAGAGGGCUACUACCUCUGUCAUCUCAUUGCUACUCCUUAGGGACAGAGGAGAGAAGAGAAAGGGGGAAAGUGGGGUCAAGAAGAUGUUCUGCUGUCUUGUUACCCCAAGCCUGGGGUAGGCAGUGGAAAGUUAGUAGCUCUCCAAAUAAGGCCAGACUGUCAUUUCACGUUCUCCUCAAGCCUUAGACUAGCUUUUUUUUUUUUUUUUUUUUGUCUUUUUAGGGCCGCACAUGCAGCAUAUGGAGGUUCCCAGGCUAGGAGUCUAAUCCGAGCUGUAGCCGCCGGCCUACACCACAGCCACAGCAAUGCCAGAUCCUUAACCCACUGAGCGAGGCCAGGGAUCGAACCCACAACUUCGUGGUUCCUAGUCGGAUUCGUUUCCACUGCGCCACGAUGGGAACUCAUAGACUAGCUUUGAAAAGGACGUCAUGAGCCUGACCUUUAAGGAAACGCUCAGGGUGUUCAUUGAUGAUCUUGGAUCCAGCUCUGUUGCCUCUCAGACAGUGUCCGCGAGGAUUUGAUGGAUCCUUCGUGGCACGCAGGUCCUCUGGGCUGUAGGACAGCAGCGAUAAGGGGGGAGAAGAUCAGCUCAUGAGGGCAGCCCUGCUGUCAGGCUCUGACGGCAAUAUGUGGAAAGCCCGGCAACCAAACUUCCUGGCCAUGAAACAAAGUAUCAAGUACACCCUCUUCCUGAUGCCCAGCUCUUCCCAGCAGGUGAGAAUGCACAGUGGCACUAGAUGGGAGAGGCCCCCUCAUCUGAUGUCAUCUGAGAUGCUGUUUGAUGUUGCCCGGAGGUAUGAUGGUGCUGGUCUUAAUAUGAGAGCAAAAAGAGUCUUGGAAGGACAUGAAGCCCCCUAGUGGCGAGGAAUGACCGCUCAGCCCACACUGUUGAAAAGAUGAGAACUUGUGGUUGGGUUUUUCUUUUCUAGCCUGGAAAAAAGUUGUUGAAAGAAAGCGGGGUACCCGCCAGGUACUCUCUGCCUCUCUGCUGUGGGCAGGUGAUACCCUAGAGGCCCAGCUGUGCUGUCAUGGGGUCCCCCUGGAUCUUGCUGGUCCCAUCAACUCAUGACUGGUUGCUCCUCCUCAAAAUCAGGGUGAAAAAGUUCUGAGGUCCGUGGAUGAGAAGAGACGUGAUGGCGUGAUCUGAAAUAAAACCCCUUUAUUUUAGGUUUUGAAAAACUUUUCAAAGGUGAAAAGCAAACAUAUGCCAGGCCACUUAAAAACCAGUAUCUACUUUUUUUUCUCCUGAUCAAAUUGUAGACCUUGAAGAUCUGAUGAAGCUUCUCUGCCGUUGCCACUUUCCCCUUUGAUUGUACUGGGAAGCUAAGUCGUGGCAAAUAUGUUUCAAAUCUGCGAAUAAAUAGCAGCUGCUCUGA
This is a messenger RNA of Sus scrofa (pig), 2959 nucleotides long. It is a transcript of the gene MTARC1, whose product is annotated as mitochondrial amidoxime reducing component 1. Gene Ontology annotation, molecular function: molybdopterin cofactor binding; nitrate reductase activity; molybdenum ion binding. The record is from RefSeq and is a predicted model, not a curated record. Gene Ontology annotation, cellular component: mitochondrial inner membrane. NCBI's taxonomy places the organism in Eukaryota, Metazoa, Chordata, Mammalia, Artiodactyla, Suidae. Gene Ontology annotation, biological process: nitrate metabolic process.